ACAAACAUGGCCGCCCCGGCGCCCUUCGGCUUCUCGGGCUCCCGCAGUCCUCGGCUAGCCGCCGGCCUCCGGCUGUUCCCGCUGUUGGGGCUGCUGCAGCUGCUGGCCGAGCCCGGCCUGGGCCGCGUCCACCACCUGGCGCUCAAGGAUGAUGUGAGGCAUAAGGUUCAUCUGAACACCUUUGGAUUCUUCAAGAAUGGGUACAUGAAGGUGAAUGUCAGCAGCCUUUCAGUGAAUGAACCGAAAGGAGCCACAGACAAGGACUUAACUAUUGGAUUCAGCCUAGACCGAACAAAGAAUGAUGGAUUUUCUUCUUAUCUGGAUGAAGAUGUGAAUUACUGUAUUUUAAAGAAACAGUCUGUCUCUGUCACCCUUUUAAUCCUAGACAUCUCCAGAAGUGAAGUGAAAAUAAGAUCUCCACCAGAAGCUGGUACCCAGUUACCAAAGAUCAUCUUUACCAAGGAUGAGAAGGUUGUCAGUCAGAGCCAGGAGCCUGGUGGUAACCCUGUCUCAGCAGGCAGCCAGGCUCCGAAAGAACAAGAAAAUGGAAAGUCUAAAAGAAGUACUGUGGAUUCAAAGGCAACAGGAGAGAAAUCCUUUUCUGUUCGUAAUAAUGAUGGGGCAGUUUCAUUCCAGUUUUUCUUUAACAUCAGCACUGAUGACCAAGAAGGCCUCUACAGUCUUUAUUUUCAUAAGUGUCUUGGAAGUGACGUUUGGUCUAAUGACAAGUUUUCAUUCAGCCUCGAUAUCGAGAUCACAGAGAAGAACCCUGACAGCUACCUCUCAGCAGGAGAAAUCCCUCUCCCCAAACUGUACAUUUCCAUGGCCGCCUUCUUCUUUCUCUCUGGGACCAUCUGGAUUCACAUCCUUCGAAAACGACGGAAUGAUGUCUUUAAAAUUCACUGGCUGAUGGCUGCCCUUCCUUUCACCAAGUCUCUUUCCUUGGUGUUCCACGCAAUCGACUACCACUACAUCUCCUCCCAGGGCUUCCCGAUCGAAGGGUGGGCUGUGGUGUACUACAUCACUCACCUCUUGAAGGGGGCACUGCUGUUCAUCACCAUCGCGCUCAUCGGCACUGGCUGGGCUUUCAUUAAGCACAUCCUUUCUGAUAAAGACAAGAAGGUCUUCAUGGUUGUCAUCCCGCUGCAGGUUCUGGCCAACGUGGCCUACAUCAUCAUAGAGUCCACCGAGGAGGGAACGACAGAGUACGGCCUGUGGAAGGACUCCCUGUUUCUGGUUGACCUGCUGUGCUGCGGGGCCAUCCUCUUCCCGGUGGUGUGGUCAAUCAGGCAUUUACAAGAAGCAUCAGCCACAGAUGGAAAAGCUGCUAUUAACUUGGCGAAGCUGAAACUUUUCAGACAUUACUACGUCUUGAUCGUAUGUUACAUAUACUUCACCAGGAUUAUUGCAUUUCUCCUCAAACUCGCUGUUCCGUUCCAGUGGAAGUGGCUCUACCAGCUCCUGGAUGAAAUGGCCACGCUGGUGUUCUUUGUUCUCACGGGGUAUAAGUUCCGUCCAGCUUCAGACAACCCCUAUCUACAACUUUCUCAGGAAGAAGAUGACUUGGAAAUGGAAUCUGUAGUGACGACGUCAGGGGUGAUGGAGAAUAUGAAGAAAGUCAAGAAGGUGACCAACGGCUCGGUGGAGCCGCAGGGCGACUGGGAAGGCAGCGCGUGACGGAGCGGCUCGGAGGGGCGAGGGCAGAGACUUCUAAUUUAUUCGCAGUCCGGUUGGUCAGCGGGAGCGUCGGCCCCUCGCGACGGCGACACCGCAGAGCUCGCGGCUGGAGCCAAGCGCCACGGAGACCCAACUUCUCACUCUUUUCUGGACACCUGGUGCGCGCUGGUGACAGGCAGCUCGCAUUCUCCUUCAGGUGGGAGUGGCGGGGAGGGAGUGUAAGAGGAGGCAGGGAAAGGAAGCCUUUGUUUUUAAUUUCUAUUUCCGCUUUUUAAUUGGGGAGCUCUUCAGGGAGAUGCAGUUGUGACCCAGUGUGUAGCAGGGAGUGCUGGCAGAUGGGGGACCCCGCCGGCCCGGGAAGGGUCUUCAGGCUGUGAGCUGCUGUCGAGAGGGGGCUCAGGGACUCACAGAGAAGGCCGGGGUGGGGGCAGGGGGCAAGUGUCACUGCAUCUUCAGGGAGAAAACAGAUGAGGUUAUUUUACAAAGAAAAUCGAGACUCAGUGUAGCAUGAGGAGCCUGCCCUGGGGUUCCUGGCCCUGAGUGUCGCCCCAGACCUUCGUCCUGAAUUCUGAAAGUGACCAGGGGCAGCGGUUGUCUGAGGGCCGCGGUGUCACCGUCUGUCAGGGCCCUGCUCGUGGCAAACGGUUUCCUGCCUGAUGGAUGGACAGAACUGUGUUCUUAAGCUCGAAAAGCCGCCUCUGCUGGGAUUUUCCUGGCUUCCCCAACAGCUCAGGGCAGCGCCGUCUCUGGCGGCUCUGCCCGCUCCUCUCACAGCUGCCCCUGCCCUGUGUGAUCAGAAGCGGGGGAAUGGGAAGGACUUUCCUUCAGGAGCAGCUUGGGGCAGGAGGGGUCCUGUUAAAGCAAACCCUUCAGUCCAAGCAAGCUUUCCCUGUGAGCCGGGCAGGACUCGCGAACGGAGGAGCGGCGCGGACCUGGUCCCUGUGUUCCAGGAGCACGCGUGUGAAGAAGAAGGGUGUGAUGAGUGGUUCUACUCUCGGGGUCUGGGGAUGGGGAACCCCUUUCAGGAAUCUCAGUGAGGUUCUCUUCCAAACUCGCAGAGCGUGGAGCUGAGCAUGGGUGGGGAUGGCACUGCUGCUCCGUUGGGAGCUGAGGUCUUUGGAUAAUGGGGCGAGCCCAGAAGGUCCGCCGUGACCCGGGGCAUAUCAGGGCUUGCCGGUCACCUCCUGCUAAGGCUCUGGCUGCCGGGGCCCAAGACGGGGACUGAGACACCGUGUCGGGCACAUGGGGUGCUGGCCAUGCAGGUGGCUCCCAGCGCCCGCGUGUGUGUCAGAAGCCUGAGCCCUCCCUCACUUCCUGAGUGCCAGACGGUGACGGCGGCUGGGGGUGCUUCUUGGACCACUGGCCUGGAGGGGCUGAUGAGAAGCCACAAGAUUUAGGGGUGCCGCUCAGCAUCCCUGGUUUAGGAACCUGAAGAGUCUCUACUGAGAAGACAGUGGUUUUCCCUUCCCUGUGCCCCUGACCGUUCCCAGCUGACCAUGCGGACGCACGCGUCCCUUGUGCGCUCUUUGAUAUCCCCCCGUGCUCUCCCGGCACGACCUCCACGGGGCUCGGUCCCGGCCCAGUGUGGAGAGGAGCGAGCAGGCUGGCCUGACCCUGCCCUUCACCUUUCCACAGGAAAUAUGCGCUGAGUAUUAUCUAAGGGACUUUUCUUUUUGAGUUAACUCGGAGCCGUGCGACAGGAGAAGGAAGCGGCCCGGAGAACGGGGGCAUUUUUCCAGACUCCUGUCUUCCUAUGUGUAGACGCCAUCCCCACACCUCAGGAACGUGUCUCCUGCCGCGGCCCAAACCCGCUCCGGUGCUCCCCUCCGAAGGACGUGUUUGCUGUUUGUCCUGCGAGCCGCUGUCAUUGACGAGGCCGUAGGCUUCUUGGAAGGAACCAAAGGUUUGAGGGACACCCCCACCUCUCCCCAGCCCCCCACCCCUGCCGCCCUGAAGGUGUCUUCAGUUCCUGGCCUGGAGACAGGGACGGCAGUGCGUGCAGACGAGGGCGCGCGUGUGGGCAGGCCCUGGCCCCCCGCAGCCACAGGAGGGCAGGAGCCCCCAGGCUGGACCAUCUUCAAACCCCCGUGUCCCCCGCUCUGGGCGCCUCUAGGCCCACGGAAGGGCUGAGUUGGCUGCAGUGUACGGUCCUGGCCCUUCAGGAGCAGGACGGUACAGGUGAGAGAGGGUAGUGGAUCCGAAGUGAGAGUCAGGCCGCAGCCUUCCUAACAAGUGGGUCGUCUGCCCGCCUCCUGUGUUGUAACUGGCAAGAAGGUUUGAAGUCAGGCCAAUGAGGAAGGAAAAUCAAAGCCCCAGUCCAAGACCAGGCGGUGGUAGUGCCCGCGUUUCCAAAAUUGCUUAAGCUCUUCAUCCUGUUCCAUAAACACGUGGUUGUCCCUCUGUCGCUUGGAUGGCUGUGAGCAGCGCUCAGCCCUCACCCUGGAGUGAGGAUGCGGGGUUGGGGUCCAACGCCAGGCCUUCUCCCCAGCUGACAGCCGCUCACUGCGGCCUGACGGUCAGAGCCUGCGCGGCUCGUGCUGGGCGCUGUCGGAGUGGUUAAACCCUCCCUCUUAGUGUUGGAGGAUCGGGCAGAGAGGAUUGUGCGUGUCAGGAGUGAUCAGUGGUAUUUAUAGCUUCGCUUUCUGCCCCUGCUCCCCGAAUCUGCCUGUGAGAGACACCCUUGCCUCCUCUGAGAAGCCGGCCGUGGACCAGAAGUGCCACUGGCUGCCAGAUUUUAGGAGGUAAAGGGUCUGUUUCCCUUUAAUAAAGUGUGUGUUUUGCCAGAAAAUCACUUUUUGGACAGUAAGAACAAUCACUGAUCUCUCCCUUUUUUAUUUUUUGAAAUCGUUGAUCUCUUAAUCCUGACUCUUAACAGUGGCCAGAGACUCCAUUAGCCCAUUUCUCUGUCCCUCGGCGCUGUAACAUUUUAGCCGCGGCGCGUCCGCUGAACACACCUGGGGCCAUUCUCUUGCAAGCAGAAGCUUGCUCUAGUGUAAAAGAUGGUUUCUCAGAUCAUAGCCUGAGCCCAGUUUCCUUUCCAGAAACCACUCUAGAGUAAAGUUUACAGGGUUCCGCCCCCCCUUGGACAUAUCCAGCCAGCGAAGGCAGCACGCAGUCUCUUCAUGAUGCGGCUCCGUGGGGCUGUCAGGGCAAGGGGUCUGCUCCUCGUUGUGGCCUCCCCGCGACCCACAUCCCUCUCCCUCUCCCCUCGCUCUCCCCUCCUUUUGGCCCAGGCCCAUCAGGUCCACGUGGGCUCAGCCUGGGAACACAGGCUGAAGCCCUUGGUGCAUUGCAUCAUUUUCUGCCAGCAGCUGUGAGAAGGAUGUAUUUUCCAAGCUCAGGAGAAUUUUAUCCCGAGCACGUAUGAUCGCUUUCGACCGUGUGUGAUGUUCUGCUCCCACAUGGAAACGGAUGUCUUGUUUUAGUCCUCACCGACCAAGGAGUGGUGUCACAGAUGCUGGUUUCCACUGUGAGUGGCUCUGGCCGUCUCCCGGGGCCUGAGACAGGCUACCCCACACACCCUGCAGAGCACUGGGGCCAUUGGUGCUUCCUGCUGCCCAGCAGCUGAACUUCAGAGGAGCCGGGUCCUCGCCCACCCCUCCUCCUGCCCCACACUCCACACCUCACCCUUGCUUCCCUGACCAACCCCAACCUUGAGCAGAUUCAGAAUUGGCUGAGUCCAGGGUGCUGUGGCCUGCGGGUUUUUCUUCUUCUUCUUCUUAAGAAUUCAGUAAAUUAAUGGUUUUCCCACUGAAGAAGUUAAAUUAGAUUUUGUCUUGAUACCUCUUGGUAUAUCAGAAACAAACCACACCAGACUUCCUAGAAGAUCUGUUCCUUUACUCCACUUUUCUCCCGGUGUUUUCAGGUAGGAGGUCUUAAGAGCGUCACCUGAGUUGAUGCUAGUCCUUGUCACCUCCACCUGGAAUGCAGUUAUUGAUUGGCAAGCUGGACACUCUCCAGCUUCCCCCGGGGCCUCUCCUCUCACCUGGCGAUGCACCCGCCCACUCUGCACGGUGUGUGCCUGACAGAUAGUGUUUCUGGGACAUGGACACGCACCUCCCCUGCGGGGCUGUGUGAAGAACGAAGCCAGGGGAGGGACAGGGAGGUGCCGGAGCCAAGAUUGGCUUGUUGUCACACCAGGGACCUUUGGGCUUCCGGCUGUUUGGGAAGGGGGUCCCUGAUGAAGUCAGUACAGGUCAAGGUCAGACAGAGAACUUAGCUCACUCCCAAGACAGCAAGCUUGUCUCGAGGCAGGGUCUGAGGUUUGGUGGUGGGCAGGCCUAUCAGUCAGGGAGCCAGCUGUCAGCCUUCUUAGUAUUUAAUAAGACACUCAUUACAAAAGGAUCCAAAAAUCCUGUCUGCACAAGGGGGUUUCUUGACGCCUUAAGCAGCUUCUGCAGAUCGUAAAAUUGGAUUUACCUGGUCAUGUGACCUCAAAAGAACUCAGACACAUCCAAUCCAGAAAAUAAGUUUCAUUUGGGGGAGAAAAUGUCUGUAAAUAUUCUUUGCUUUCCAGGUUAGUUUGGGAUGCAGAGGGAGUUGUCAGUAUUUUUUUUUCUUUUUUAAACGCUGAUGAUUAUUGAAGAGUAUUUAUGUAAACAUAUAACAGGUGGGGGUUCCGAUCAGGGUGAUGUAGAGGGUGGAUUCUCUUGCUGUGACGCAAACAUGUAAAAUAAAGAUUCUA
Budorcas taxicolor (takin) is the source of this 6361-nucleotide messenger RNA. RefSeq names its product G protein-coupled receptor 107 (gene GPR107). The record is from RefSeq and is a predicted model, not a curated record. Gene Ontology annotation, cellular component: membrane; clathrin-coated vesicle; Golgi apparatus. The transcript has 18 exons. Gene Ontology annotation, molecular function: clathrin heavy chain binding. Lineage: Eukaryota; Metazoa; Chordata; Mammalia; Artiodactyla; Bovidae. Gene Ontology annotation, biological process: clathrin-dependent endocytosis. The coding region runs from base 7 to 1677 and encodes 556 amino acids.